Polyodon spathula (Mississippi paddlefish) is the source of this 4689-nucleotide messenger RNA. Its product is annotated as multidrug resistance-associated protein 1-like. The transcript has 20 exons. Gene Ontology annotation, cellular component: basolateral plasma membrane. Bases 35 to 3109 code for a protein of 1024 amino acids. NCBI's taxonomy places the organism in Eukaryota, Metazoa, Chordata, Actinopteri, Acipenseriformes, Polyodontidae. The record is from RefSeq and is a predicted model, not a curated record. Gene Ontology annotation, molecular function: ATP hydrolysis activity; ABC-type xenobiotic transporter activity; glutathione transmembrane transporter activity. Gene Ontology annotation, biological process: xenobiotic transport; glutathione transmembrane transport.
GAGACUGAGUGUCUGGUGUUUGCAGGUGGCCCAGAUGAAGAACAAGGACAACCGGAUCAAGCUGAUGAAUGAGGUUCUGAACGGGAUGAAGGUGCUGAAGCUGUAUGCCUGGGAGCUGGCCUUCAAGGACAAGGUGCUGGAGAUCCGGCAGAGGGAGCUCAAGGUGCUGAAGAAGAUUGCAUACCUGGCAGCCAUCUCCACCUUCACCUGGGUCUGCGCCCCAUUCCUGGUGGCACUGUCGACCUUUGCAGUCUACGUCCUGGUGGAUGAGAACAACGUCCUGGAUGCUGAGAAGGCCUUCGUUUCCCUAGCGCUCUUCAACAUCCUGCGGUUCCCUCUCAACAUGCUGCCCAUGGUCAUCAGCAGCAUGGUGCAGGCGAGCGUGUCUCUGAAGCGGCUGCAUGUCUUCUUGUCUCAUGAAGAGCUGGAGGAGGACAGCGUGGACAGGAGGGCUAUCUCUGGCUCCUCUGACAGCAUCACCAUUGUGGACGGGAUGUUCAGCUGGUCAAAAAAUCCUCCCCCGUCUCUAAAAAGGAUCAACGUGUCGAUCCCUGAGGGUGCGCUGGUGGCUGUGGUGGGUCACGUGGGCUCUGGGAAGACCUCCCUGCUCUCCGCGCUGCUCGGGGAGAUGGAGAAACAGGAGGGCUAUGUAUCCGUCAAGGGCUCGGUGGCUUAUGUGCCCCAGCAGGCAUGGAUCCAGAACGCCACCUUGCGGGAGAACAUCGUGUUUGGACGGGAGAAGGAGGAGAGCUGGUACCAGCGAGUGGUGGAGGCCUGUGCGCUCCUGCCUGACCUGGAGAUCCUGCCUGCGGGGGAUGAGACUGAGAUCGGGGAGAAGGGUGUAAACCUGUCCGGCGGUCAGAAGCAGCGGGUUAGCCUGGCUCGAGCCGUGUACUGCGACUGUGCCGUCUACCUGCUGGAUGAUCCCCUGUCUGCGGUGGACGCCCACGUAGGGAAACACAUCUUUGACAAGGUCAUCGGACCCAAGGGGGUGCUGCAGAGUAAGACUCGGGUGCUGGUGACACAUGGGCUGAGCUACCUGCCGCAGGUGGACCUGAUCCUGGUGUUGGUGGACGGGGAGAUCACAGAGAUGGGCUCCUAUCAGGAGCUGCUAAACAGACAAGGCGCCUUCUCCGAGUUUCUGCACACGUACGCCAGUGCAGAGCAGGACAGAGGGGAGGAAGAUUCGAGCAGUCCGACAAGUAAAGACUUGAAAGGAUUAGAGAAUGGAGCUCCUGCAGCUCUCUUCAGUACAAGCACUGGAGCUGGUGUGGACUCCGGCAAGCACAGCAGCAGCAGUGAGGUGUCUGGCAAACACAACAAACCAGAGGCAGGCACGGGGGCCGGAAAACUGACUGAGGCAGACAAGGCUCAGACCGGCAAGGUGAAGCUGUCUGUCUUCUGGGAGUACAUGAAGGCAAUUGGAUUCUUCCUGUCCUUUCUCAGUAUCUUCCUCUUCUUCUGCCACCACUGCUUUUCCCUUGCCUCCAACUACUGGCUGAGCAUGUGGACUGACGACCCCAUCAUUAACGGAACACAACGCCACACUAAAAUGCGCCUGGGCAUCUACGGAGCGCUGGGGCUUUCUCAAGGCGUGGCCGUUUUCAGCUACUCGAUAACCGUGUCGAUCGGGGGGGUCCUGGCCUCGCGGUACCUCCACCAGUCAAUGCUGCACCACGUGCUGCGCUCGCCCAUGAGCUUCUUCGAGCGCACGCCCAGCGGGAACCUGGUCAACCGCUUCUCCAAGGAGACGGACACCAUUGACUCGGUCAUCCCCAGCAUCAUCAAGAUGUUCCUGGGCUCCCUGUUCAACGUGCUGGCUUGCUGCGUCGUGAUCCUCAUAGCCACGCCUGUCGUCGCCGUCAUCAUCCCGCCCCUCGGUCUGCUGUACUUCUUCGUGCAGCGUUUCUACGUGGCCUCGUCCCGGCAGCUGAAGCGCCUAGAGUCGGUGAGCCGCUCACCUGUGUACUCCCACUUCAACGAGACCCUGCUGGGAACAAGCGUGAUCCGCGCCUUCCAAGAGCAGCAGCGCUUUAUCAGGGAGAGCGACAGCAGGGUGGACCACAACCAGAGAGCGUAUUACCCCAGCAUCGUGGCCAACAGGUGGCUGGCAGUGCGCUUGGAGUUUGUGGGGAACUGCAUCGUCUUGGCUGCGGCUCUAUUUGCUGUUGUCGCCAGAGACAGUCUGAGCCCGGGCAUCGUGGGGCUCUCCAUCUCCUACGCACUGCAGAUAACAGCAUCUUUGAACUGGCUAGUUCGGAUGUCAUCUGAGCUGGAGACCAACAUCGUUGCCGUGGAGAGAGUGAAGGAGUACUCAGACACAGAGAAAGAGGCUACGUGGAGGGUGGAAAAGACUGCGCCACCCCAGGCCUGGCCCACACACGGACACAUCGAGAUCCGAGACUAUGGCCUACGCUAUCGAGAGGACCUGGAGCUGGUCCUCAAAAACAUCAGCUUCACCAUCGAAGGAGGAGAGAAGGUGGGGAUUGUGGGGAGGACAGGGGCAGGGAAGUCAUCUCUGACGCUGGGUCUCUUCCGGAUCAUCGAGCCGGCGCAGGGGAAGAUCCUCAUUGACGGAGUGAACAUCGCCGAGCUGGGACUGCACGACCUGCGCUCCCGCAUCACCAUCAUCCCGCAGGAUCCUGUGCUGUUCUCGGGCACCCUGCGGAUGAACCUUGACCCCUUCGAUGCCUACUCCGACGAGGAAGUCUGGAACUCUCUGGAACUCGCUCACCUCAAGAACUUUGUGUCGGGGCUCCCAGACAGACUGAACCACGAGUGCUCAGAGGGAGGGGAGAACCUGAGUGUGGGGCAGCGUCAGCUGGUGUGUCUGGCUCGGGCUCUCCUUCGGAAAACAAAGAUCCUGGUUCUGGACGAGGCGACAGCAGCAGUUGACCUGGAAACCGACAACCUGAUCCAGUCGACAAUCCGCAGCCAGUUUGAGGAGUGCACCGUCCUGACCAUCGCUCACAGACUCAACACCGUCAUGGACUACACCAGGGUCCUGGUCCUAGACAAAGGUCAGAUUGUGGAGUUUGAUUCUCCAGCCAGCCUUCUUGCUGAGAAAGGAAUAUUCUACAAAAUGGCCAAAGACUCUGGCCUGGUGUAAUCUCAAGGUGAGAUCAACACCAGUGUCUGAACUGGAUCCUACUGCCAAAAUGGUUGUUUCAUUGUUCCUGCAGGCCAGUAGCUUUUGGGAAGCAGGGAGAGAUGCUUCCCAUUGCCCCCCUUUCUAGCUCUGGUAACUGUCCCUCCACUUGCUCUCCGUGCACUUGGCUGUUGCCUCCAUUCAUGGCUCUCCAUUGCCCAGUGGAAGGUUUCUUGGUGUGCAGUCCUAAUUUUAGUGCAUAGUAGAAAGUGUAAGGCAGUGGCUCCCUGUUUCAGGUUUUUCAAAUGGCCCAAAAUAUUUAUCUUAAAACACCAGCACUCAUAGCCUCUGUGACCUAAAUAAUAGUAGAGCAGGGUUAUAAACCACUGGUAUUUACGGCACUUACAUUGUACUCUUUAAUUAAUAUUAUAUUUUGCCGUGCAUGGCAAUUCUUAGCCAUUGGGUGGUGCUAUUAGUACAUACUGCUUGGGUUGGAGUAGAAAAAUGUCAGAUCCUUUUACUAUGCAAGUAGCACCUUACAUUUUAAAAUAGAUAGACAUUAGUGUUCUGUACUUGGUAAGAAGCAUUACUCUCUUGUUUUAUUUUUUUUGUACAAUUGCCUGUGAUAAUUCAAACUUCUGAUAUUGCAGUCUGUACCGCCUAACUUAAUGGAUAUUUGCUUUGCAUUUUGUGGUAAUGUGACUCCACAAAGAUAACAGACAUGGCAUGAGAUCAUAUAUUAUACUCCAGUCCUGAGCAAGACAGGGACAUUUCUGUCGGUUUCAACCAAAAUCUCUCUUGUCCAAAGUGCAAUAUAGCUAGCUCGUGCAUGCGUGCGUGCGUUUCCUUGUGUUCUGGCUGCUAUGCAUUUUGGGGGCUCAGUCACUGAGUUGGUAUUUCUCCUUUCCCCAGUGGGAGAGCUGUGGAGAUUAACGCUGCUCUGUGUUUAACAUUAGCUUCUCCUGCUGGAGCUGCCUGUCCCCUCUCUCCACCCAGUAGUGGAGCUGUGGGGACCAUUGCAGCCAGUGCAUCCUCGAGCAUGCACUCUCAAAGGGUUUACCUUCCACAGUGCAGACUGACUUGUCAUUAGCUCUCAACAUGCACACAAUCCUGAGCUUUUAAGUAAAGGUAAGGGAUAUUGUACAUCACAUAUUAAAAUGCUUUUUGUCCUUUCUUAAACCAAAUACUCUGUUACUGGUGCAGCUCGCUCCUAAAACCACUAUUUUCAGAUGGAGACAUACUUCUAUAAAAAUAAUCCGUAAAUAAGUGGCUAUCAUAGGUCUCAUUGUUUUUUUUUUGUACUGCCAGUUAUGUGUUUCAGUUUUAUAUGUGAUUUAAUUGUUACUUUGCUCUACCAGAUUUUUUUUUUUGCUUGUACAUCCACUGACUGGUACACAAUUGCUGUGAAGCAUUUCGUUCAAACAUGUUUUUGUAUAAGUGCUAUUUUGACAGCUUUUUUGUUGAGCAUUGACUUUUACAGGUUUAUAUUGUAAAUAUAUUCGGAUUAAUAUUAUAAGCUUGCUUUGUAUUGACAGAAUCUGCUGUCCUAUGAAAAAGAGAAACACAAAUAAAUAAUUUAUUUAAGUUUGAAUUUUUGGUAA